Molecule: messenger RNA, 1860 nt
Organism: Necator americanus (New World hookworm)
Lineage: Eukaryota; Metazoa; Nematoda; Chromadorea; Rhabditida; Ancylostomatidae
Exons: 2
Coding region: 1-1860 (619 amino acids)
Biological process (GO): DNA integration
Molecular function (GO): nucleic acid binding
Source: RefSeq, a predicted model, not a curated record
AUGAACCUAAGAGAGUUCCGUAUAAACUCCACAGAAGUCAAUCAGACGCUUCCAGAAGGAUGUCUAGGAGCCAACCCCAAUCCCAAAGUCCUCGGAAUUCAAUGGCUCUCAGAGGACGAUAUGAUGAAAAUCACCUGCCGAUCCUCGGAGAAUGCAGCAAUCACAAAACGCACAGUCUCGGAGCAAGUUGCAGCGGUAUAUGACCCACUUGGAUGGCUCACUCCCUUAAUGCUCAAGCCAAAGCUCUUCCUACAAGGACUUUGGAAGCAUAAGAAAGUCAGCGACGGAUCAAGGUCGUCACCAGCGGAAGUUGUCGCCUUUACAGAUGCCAGCAAAAGCGCAAUGGCUACAUGCGUCUAUCUUGUUCAGAACCACAAGGCAAUCUUACUUAUGGCAAAGUCGAAACUGCCCUCACUCAAAACUAAAUCAACCAUUCCAAAACUGGAAAUGAAUGCGCUCAUUAUGGGUACACGCCUAGCCAAUUCGACGUACCAAGCGAUAAUAGAUCGGCUUAACGUUACGGAAAUAACGAUCUUUACGGGCUCGGAAAUCGCCUUGAGUUGGCUUCGAAAUCCACAGCUGAGCACAAACGGAGGAAUACUUGCACGCAAUCGAUCACAGGAAAUUCGGAAACUCGCUGAGCAGCUCCGUCAGGUCAACUUUACAGUCAAAUUCGGAUACGUCAACACGACCGUUAAUCCAGCAGAUUAUGGAACAAGAGGCUUAACAAAAGAGGAGCUCGCCAACAAACAAAUUUGGUGGAAUGGCCCUUCCUUUCUUAAUAACUCAAAAGAUAACUGGCCGUCACGAUACCAACUCGUUCAAGCCAACCACAGCGAAAACGUUUGCAUGGCAGUAAACUCCCCCCAACCGGAACUCGCCGAAACAGUUGACCUCACACGAUAUUCAUCAAUAAGGAAAGCUACCUCAUCAUUUGCAUACGCCCUCAGAUGGCUCGAAAGGAUUAUCAAACGAACUAAUCCAGAUCUACAAGCACACCUACUAGAAAACAUACCAGAGCUUCGCACUCACCACAUGGACGAUUUCAUUAGCGUGUCUGAAUACGACAGCAGCCUAAUGCUUCUCAUUCGGAAUCACCAAAAAGUUCACGUGGAAGGAAAAAUCAAUAUAAGGCGAGACAAGCUUAUUCCUAUGAAAGACCCAAAGAAAAUCGUGCGAUGUCGGGGAAGACUUUGGAAUUCCGACCUUACGAAGGACGCCCAAUUACCUAUCCUCAUCGCUGAAAAGACGCCAUUAGCAUCAUUGAUCAUUGAAGAAGCACAUGGCACAUUCCAUCUCAGUACCGCUCAUACGAUGGCAAAAGUACGAAAAAAAUUCUGGAUUCCACAAUUGAGGAGACAAGUUCAAAAGAUCCUACAAAGAUGCGUCCCGUGCCAAAAGAUGAAUAAUUUAUCCUUCCGAUACCCAGAAAUGUCACACCUCCCUACUCGACGUGUAACGCGCACCAGACCAUUCCAGCAUUUAGGCAUCGGUUACUUCAGUCCGAUUACAACUAAGCAAGCUACGGAAGAACGAGACAAAGCUUACGGAAUAAUCAUCACGUGCACGGUCACUCGACUAAUCCAUCUGGACUGCGUAGGAGACAUGUCAACGGAAAAUCUCCUACAUGACGACUGCGUUACGACGAUUUUCGCCAGGCGAGGAGUCCCAGAGACAAUCACAUCCGACAAUGGCUCCUAUUUCCUACUAGCAAAUCAAAUCUUAAACUACGUUGCCGCACAAGCAACGGACAAAACAGUAGCACAAUUUAUGGUUUCGAAAGGAAUCUUAUGGAAAACAAAUACUCCAUACGCUCCAUGGCAAGGAGCCUUUUAUGAACAAGAUCGAGGGGACCCUUGA